AUGGAGAUAAUUCUUGUAAGUUCUUCCCAUAAUGAUCGUGACCAAAGCCUUUUCAUAAGCACGGAUGAAGGAGCCAGUUUCCAGAAGCAACCCAUUACUUUCUUUGUGGAAACUCUCCUUUUUCACCCAAAAGAAGAAGACAAAGUACUUGCUUACACCAAGGAUAGCAAGGUUUAUGCAUCCAUUGACUUGGGGAAAAAAUGGAUCCUUCUGCAGGAAAGAGUUUCAAAAGAUCAUAUUUUUUGGGCUGUUGCUGGAGUUGACGGAGACCCUGAUUUAGUUCAUAUGGAAAUCCAGGACCCCAGUGGAGGUUAUCGCUACAUCACUUGCCAGAUUCAGAAUUGCUCUGAUAAGACAAUGACAGUCCAGUUUUCUGGUGGCACUGAUCGGGAUUCCCUAACUGUGCAGGAUGACUACAUAUUUCUUCAGACAACAUCAGCAAAUCGGACCAAGUAUUAUGUCUCUUACCGUCGAAAUGCCUUUGUACAGAUGAAGUUGCCAAAAUAUGCCUUGCCAAAAGAUUUACAGAUAAUCAGUACAGAUGAAAACCAGGUGUUUGUGGCUGUUCAGGAGUGGUACCAGACAGACACGUACAACCUAUACCAGUCUGACCCGCAAGGUGUUUACUACUCUAUUCUUCUGGAGAAUGUCCGUAGCACAAAGCAGCCAGAAGAAAAUGUCCUGAUAGAUAUUCUGGAGGUCAGAGGGGUAAAAGGAGUCUUUUUGGCCAACCAGAAAAUUGAUGGGAAAGUUACAACUCUGAUAACCUACAACAAAGGCCGUGACUGGGAUUUUCUAAACCCUCCAGACAUCGAUAUGAAUGGGAAGCCAACAAACUGCAAACCUCCUGACUGCUACCUUCACCUCCAUCUCCGCUGGGCAGAUAAUCCCUAUGUGUCAGGAACAGUGCACACAAAGGACACUGCACCAGGGCUCAUAAUGGGAGCAGGUAACCUGGGCUCCCAGCUGGUUGAGUAUAAAGAAGAAAUGUACAUAACGUCUGACUGCGGGAACACGUGGCGUCAGGUCUUUGAAGAAGAGCACCACAUCUUGUACCUGGACCAUGGUGGAGUUAUUGUGGCCAUCAAAGAUACCUCUAUCCCUCUGAAAAUACUCAAGUUCAGCAUAGAUGAAGGCCAGACUUGGAGUACACAUAACUUUACUAGCACAUCAGUCUUUGUAGAUGGAUUACUUAGUGAACCUGGAGAUGAGACACUGGUCAUGACAGUCUUUGGACAUAUAAGCUACCGUUCAGACUGGGAACUGGUAAAGGUGGACUUCAGACCAUCUUUCCCCAGGGAGUGCACUGAUGAUGAUUAUGAGUCUUGGGAGCUCACAAAUCUACAGGGUGAUCGUUGCAUCAUGGGCCAGCAGAGGAGCUUUCGAAAGAGGAAGAUUACAUCAUGGUGCAUUAAAGGGAGAAGUUUCACAUCAGCUCUCACUUCCAAAGUCUGUGAAUGUGUGAACUCUGAUUUCCUAUGUGAUUAUGGGUUUGAGCGCUCCGCACCUCUGAAGUCAGAGUCCAGCAAAUGUUUUGCUGACUUUUGGUUUAACCCAGAAGCACCUCCUGAAGACUGUGUGCUGGGGCAGGCAUACACCAGCAGCACUGGGUACAGGAAAGUUAUUUCUAACGUGUGUGAAGGUGGCGUAGACCUGCAGCAGAACUUAGCACAGCAUAUGUGUCCACUGAUUGCUCCCAAAGGACUUCAGAUCAGCAUCAGGGAAGAAAGCCUGGCCAUUAAACCUGGGGAAGACAUCACUUUCAUUGUCAGACAAGAGCAGGGUGAUGUAUUGAAUACCAAAUACCAGGUAGAUCUUGGAGAUGGCUUUAAGGCGAUAUAUGUGAACCUUACGAUGACCGGAGAACCCAUCCGUCACCACUAUGAGAAUCCUGGGAUUUACCGUGUCUCUGUGAAGGCUGAGAAUGUGGCUGGGCAUGAUGAGGCUGUGGUGUUCAUCCAAGUCAACUCUCCACUGCAGGCUUUAAAUUUAGAAGUGGUUCCAGUCGUUGGGAGAAACCAGGAGGUGAACCUGACAGCCAUCAUACUGCCUAAGAACCCUAAUUUGACAGUCUUCUACUGGUGGAUAGGGAACAAUCUACAGCCGCUCCUUACAUUGGAGAGUUUUCUGGUGACAAAGUUUGCUGAGACAGGUGACAUCAGAGUAACAGUGCAAGCUUCCUGUGGGAGCUCCAUGCUUCAGGACUCAAAAGUUGUCCAUGUUUUUGAUAAUUUUCAUGUUCUUCCUCUGAAGUUUACUAAGCACUUGGACGUGUACAACCCCGACAUACCAGAGUGGAGGGAAGACAUAGGACGGGUAGUAACACGACUUCUUGCAAAGGAAACAAAUAUACCCGAAGAAACACUCAUGACAGUUGUGAAACCUGGUCUGCCCACAGCUGCUGACUUGCAUGUGCUACUACCAGCAAACCAACCAAAAAGGAAGAGAAGUGUAACUAGCGAUAAGAGAAUAGCAGCUAUAAAGCAGGCCUUGAAUGCACACAACAUCAGUUUCUUUCUGAGGGGAGGAUACUGGGUCUUAGUGACUUUAGCUGACUCCAGUUCAGACUCUCAGAGGAUUGGUGGAGGCAGUGGCUACUGGGCUAUUGUGAUUCUCUUUGUUAUCUGUCUAGUUGCAGUUGGGGCUUUCAUCCUCUACAAGUUCAAAAGGAAACUGCCAGGCAGAAAUGUCUAUGCCCAGAUGCACAACGAAAAAGAGCAGGAAAUGACAAGCCCUGUUAAUCAUAGUGAGGACACCCAGAACAUCAUCCAGGGUGAGGAGUUUAUUGAUGAUGAUCUGGACUCGCAAACACUAGGUAACGCAAGAGUGACUCCUUCUGGGAGAAGUGGCAACUUGAACAGCUACAGAGUUCCCUUAUUGCUGAUGCCGGUCAGUGUCCAGUCCCAGGCAAUCACUCAGGCGUGGUUUUGAGCAUCAACUCCCGAGAGAUGCACAGUUACCUGGUUAGCUGAUAUUUGCAGCUGAACACAAAAAUCAAAAGACUCUUCUCUGUAUUGUUUUAUUUUUCCCUGGUGAUGUCACAAAAUUGCAAAUAUGGCUGUAAACGCUGGUGGAGAGGAGGUUUCUUAUCAGCCCCAUGGAACAAAAAAAGUCUGUCAUCAGUUACCGAGGGAGAAGGAUAAUACAUCUUGUAGUUCACUCUAUGGCCUGGGAACUCAUUACAAUUGAAACUCAAAAUAUGGUAGCAAAUUUGUAGCUCUAGGCACCUCCAAUGCCACCUUAUUUCUUUUCUGUUUAUGCUUUAGUUCUCUAUGGUUAUUUUUAGAAGGAUUGACUGUAACUUUCUAAUUAUGUUUCUGAGGUAUUCAGCUGAAGGGUUGAGACUUUUCAGCCUAAAAAGAUGAUUUUUACACAAGUGACUAGACCAGAACAGGAGGUUGGUUGAUCACAAUGAUUUUUUAGGAGACCAAGUGUUUCUGUACUGUGGGAGAGAGCUGAGUGAGGAAACAAAUGCACUCCUAGUUGAUACAAGCUCUUAACUUAAGUGUGUCAGACAAUCUAAUGAAUUUAGGCUUAGGCCCUUCUGUGGAUAGGAUAAUGCUCUUGUAAGUGUAGCAAGUCAUGACAAACCAUCAGCACCAGUAUCUCUCUGAGUCCCACCCCGUGUGAAAGAAAAACACCAGCUUGAUGCUAUUUCCAGACCAGGUGCCUUCACUUGCGGACAGUUACUUUGCUUGCUCACUUCUUGUCUCCUGAGUGAGCACCUCUAGGACGAUGGCAGCUGCCAGAUGAGUUAUCAUGUACAACCCCAUGCUGGUGGCCUGUCUCUUUUUACAUUCCCAGAGAGCAUAAAUACCUCUUUUAAGGCGCUUUCUUUGUAUGGUUAUUUUUUAUAGAUUUCCUGUAAGGGCAGAGGUGUCAGUUAGGUCAGAGCUCUCCUCCAUGCAGGACUGGGUAGAGCACUGCCAUCCCCUUCCCACCCACAUCCUUCUGUGGAGUUUUCCCUGGCUGUUUGCCCUUGCAGGCAGGGGUGGGCAAACUCUGACCUGAUCUUUUCCACUCGGGUUGGUUUGACAAUCCGGAAGGACAUGGGGAGGAUAGGCUGAUUUAGGGAUUCGUAUUUCCUUUCCAUCACCACAGGGUGUCACUCAGUCCAUACCACUGGUGGCCCUGAUUUCUGCAGGGAAUGCAGUGGGACUUCCGGUGGAACUUCCUACAGAAAAGUUUGUAUGUCAGGUCAGAGUUUCCUAAUCCCAGUUUUGUGAGUUGGACCAGAUUUUCCUAGUACAAACCUCUGCAUCCCUAGGGAAUGGCAAUGCAGUGAAUCCACACCCUGCUGGUUUAACUCCGUGUGAUUUAUAGAGCCAUGCUGGAAACAGACUGUGGUGUGAUGAGUUUAAAUAUCUGGUGUCCUGUGUUUCACAGAUACCUGGGAUGAGGAUGUUUCUCUCAGAAACCUAUAUGAUCUCUUCACUUUUUGCCUUCUGUAGAAAUAAAUAGCUCUUAACUUACUGAAUGUCAUACUGAUGCUAGUGACAGGCUCACACACCACCUUACUUAAGGAAGAUACAGAUAGUUAGCUACAUCUUUCUGAAUAAACAAACAGAAAAUAACAAAAUGCUGGUAAACCAGAAGAGAACUGUCCUAAAAUUAUUGUAUGCAUUAGAGACAUUCUUCUAUGUAAUUGUGAGUAUCCUAGAGCAUAUUGUCAUCAAAUGCAACGGACUGGGAUGUAAUAAGUCAGCGUAGUACUGUAGGCUCUCACAAACCCCACAGGAUGUAUGUGUAAAGCACAAGAAAAUCUAGAUUAUAAACUUACUGUAAGGAACUACUGGAAAAGUUUAAGUGAAGAUUCAGAAAAGUGCUUGCAAACUGCUCAGGAAAAUAGUUUCUAAACUUUUUGCCUAUUUAGUUGUAGAGCGCCAUGCAAACUGACUUAUGGAGAAGCAGUGCUCUAACUGACUGCUGUGGGCCAGACUCUGUAGAAAUCCAGGGUGUUACAUGUACCCGAGUUUCCAGAAAAGAAAUGCAAAUGCAAAAUGUGCCAUGCAUUGGAAACUCUUGGGACAGUUGCACCAGAGGCUUUCCCUCCUUACCAGCUCUUUAUGCUUUUUCAAAUGGAAAUGAGCUGGAGCAGAGAAUAAAAUCAUAUUACAAACAGUUAGUUUGUUCCUGUGAAAUAAAUCUGAAGUGGGUUAUUAGUAUAGGGCAGGUGAAUGUCAGAUUAGCCUCAUGGACAAGGGAUGGAAGAUCUAGCUUGGGGUUGUUCUCCCACUCUGUCUCACUAGCAAAGGACACUGCUGGAACUAGGUCACACAUCUAGUUUAUGCUUUAACAGGUACUUUUAUACAUCUAAUACAGGGUGAUUUGUGUCUCUGGUAAUAGGAGUCUUUUGGAACAUGGCUGAAUAUUUAGCUGCUUGGUACUCUAAUUAACACUUAGCACAAUAUAGUGCCUGUAAUAAUGUUUUUUGAUGCUUAUUAAUUUGAUUCAUGCAGCACUCCUGUGAGGUUGGUUUGUCAUGUCUUAAAACCACUGUUUUCUAAAGAGAUGUCAGUAUCGCCAUAACUGUGUUAACACUACCCAGCAGAUAAUAAAGGAAGCCUUUGAUUCUCUGGCAAGAAUUACUUUAAAAUGCAUUAUUUUAAAGCUGAGAAAAUGCCAUUAACAUUUUCCCACUCAUGGUGUCUUGGUUUAUCUUUAAAUUAAAAGUCCCACUAGUGCUAGGUUUCAAAUCUCUUGAACUGAAUCCAUGGCAUCUUAGCAAAUGCUAAUAAUCCUUCAUAUGUAUCUAAAAUCCUGAUACACGUGUAUACAGAAACACAGAAUAGUUUCUAUGCACAAAUGCUAGUUACACAUGCAUGCACACACAUGCAGUAUUUGUACAUAUUCCAGUUAAAUUUAUUAGUGAAGAAGGGUGAUUUGAUGUCUAAGAAACAGAAGAUGGCUGUGGGAUACCUGGAUUUUGUACCCAGACUUUGGGCAAUUUACUUAACUUGUAUGUGCCUCAGUUUCCCCACCUGUAAAUUGGGGCUUACAGUAAUUACCUACCUCACAGGGGUAUUGUGAGGCUAAAUCAAUUACUGCUUGUUCAGGUUUGCCAGUGUAAAAGAAUUUUGUGAGCAUAAAUUAUUAAUAGUUUUACUUUCUUCAUUUUACUUGUAUUUACCACUGCUGUUAUUAGUCUACUGAAACCAGCUGCAAUUACGUAUAAAUGUAAAAACUGCAUAAUCAAAAAAAAAGGUACAUCACUUAAAGAGGUAAUUUUAUUUAAAAACUGUUACUGGAACGUAUUGUUAUGUGGUAGCAUUGCAACAUUGGCUGUGAUUUUGCUGUUACACACUACUAUUUUAUUUUUCUGCAAUGUUAUUUGGUCAAAAGCCUUAUAAUGAUGUACUGUGAGAUUUAACACUGAUGUUGAACUACAGUGAAACCAACAAAA
This is a messenger RNA of Melopsittacus undulatus (budgerigar), 6403 nucleotides long. It is a transcript of the gene SORCS2, whose product is annotated as sortilin related VPS10 domain containing receptor 2. The record is from RefSeq and is a predicted model, not a curated record. Lineage: Eukaryota; Metazoa; Chordata; Aves; Psittaciformes; Psittaculidae. The transcript has 26 exons. Gene Ontology annotation, cellular component: membrane. The coding region runs from base 1 to 2931 and encodes 976 amino acids.